UAGAGGGUUCUCUAACAGCCAGAGCGCUGUCUGUGUAUGUAGGUUGUCGUUCUGUGUCGAGCUUAUAUGCUAUGGCUGUUAAUGAGACAAAUGCCAUCCUGGAGAUACUAAAGACAUAUGAUUUUGAGGAACUGAUUCUGGCCUUCUGUUUAUCAAUUCUUGUUGGUCUUCUGCUUGGAAUCUUGGUCUUCAUUCUCCUAACAUGGAUGUCCAGACAGAGAGCCUCUCUAAGGAUAACCAGACGUUCAAAACAAGCGUCUAGAACAAAGAACUCAAACAAUUCCCUGAAUUUAGGCCUCUACAGAAGCAAUGGCUUCAGCCGAAACAGUGACAGCCUGGGAAGUCCCGUCUUAAACCUUCACAGACAGACCUCUAUAGAUCCUGCUGAUCCACUGGGCCGAACCCCAAGUUUCCAAGCUUCCACUUUUCGCCCGCUGCAUAAGAACAAUAAGACGAAAAGCGAUGAAAAUGAUGAUGGAAACAAAAGGUCUUCACCCAGUAAUGUCAAUAUGGCAAUGGAUCCCUUUGAUUCAGUGCCAGCAGAGUCCUUCUGGCUGGGAAAAGGCAGUCUAAGAGGAUUUCUUCCGAAACAAACCCCACCGCCUGCAUACGACAGCGUGAUUCACAUGUUCCAGGAGACAUCGACCUGAUCGGACUGUCUCAUACUAUGGAGACAGGUUAACAGCAAAGGACGUGAUGAGAUACUGUACAUGAGGGGAAGGCAAGCCUCCUCCUGAAUUAGAG
Chanos chanos (milkfish) is the source of this 744-nucleotide messenger RNA. RefSeq names its product myc target 1b (gene myct1b). The transcript is spliced from 2 exons. The record is from RefSeq and is a predicted model, not a curated record. Bases 72 to 650 code for a protein of 192 amino acids. Gene Ontology annotation, cellular component: nucleoplasm. NCBI's taxonomy places the organism in Eukaryota, Metazoa, Chordata, Actinopteri, Gonorynchiformes, Chanidae.